UCGCUACAGCCCCGCCCAUCCGUCCGCGAGCCGGAAGCGCUGCGUUCCGGGUGGUUGCUAGGGAACAACCGAGCCGGAAGUCCCGCCUGCCGAGCCGCGGCUGAUUUUGUUGUGACAGGGUCCGUGACAGCCGCAGGCCCCGCCGCCUGGCUCGGGUCCCUUAUCGCCCGCACCCGGGCCUCGCCGCUGGCUCCGCUUCCCGCCCAGCCCGCGCCAUGAAGUGGAUGUUCAAAGAGGACCAUGCGCUGGAGCACAGAUGUGUCGAGUCGGCAAAGAUCCGCGCCAAAUACCCUGACCGUGUCCCGGUCAUAGUGGAGAAGGUAUCAGGAUCUCAGAUUGUUGAUAUUGACAAGAGGAAAUACUUAGUUCCAUCUGACAUCACUGUGGCCCAGUUUAUGUGGAUCAUCAGGAAGAGGAUUCAGCUGCCCUCUGAGAAAGCAAUAUUCCUCUUUGUAGACAAGACUGUCCCCCAGUCCAGAGCAUCGGCUAUUGCAGCGCAAAGAAGUGAUAAAAGCUUGGAACAUGUCAAAUGCUACAUUCCAUGAGCAAUUCUUUCAGAGAUCUACAAGCAAAGCCGGAAGUUUAGUAGACCACCUCUCCCAAAAGCAGAGCUUGUGACAUCUCUACGCAACUGUCUUGUAAUUUUUAGAGCUGUUUCUCAGUUCUACCUACAGCAUUUCCUGACAUUUUCUAAUUAAUCAGCUGCAGCAUCUCAACACCUACGUUCAAUCCCAGAAAUGCCAUCAAGUGGAGUGUAAGAUCCUGCAGACACAGUCCAGAUCUUUUAAAUGCUGCCGUGUCUUUGUUCUUUCCCUUCCUGAGUAUUCAUUGACACACCCUAAGCUUAAACAUGUCCGUAACCUCUCUCAAAAACCAAGGUUGAUAUUAGCAUUCAGUACCUUGAAAACUACUUUUAAAUCUCACAAGUGUAAGAAAGCAGCAGUCUACAGCUGCUAGGUAUUUUACAAAUGCACAGGAAAACCUUACUCGGAACAAUUCUUUCUAAUUGCCAGGCUCAAAUUUUAGGAAAGAGUUAAAAGCAUUUGCAUCAUAUAACUGCUCAUCUGAAAACUAGUCUGAUGCCAAGAGUACAGAACAACUAACUUUAUAUAACUCAUUUCAACAUUGCAGCUGGAUAAGAACAUUCCAGUCUGGUCAGUAGGUUCGCUAGGGACUUUGUUGAUGAUUAACUAAGGGAAACUAGGUAUGUUAAGGAAUAGUUUCUGCAAGACUUCAGGAAAGGACAGAGGUAGAUUUCAGGAGCCUAGGAAUUUACUGGUUACCUCUUUAGUUACGCUGCAAGACUCUGCCAUGGGAUUGCUAUUUGCACAAUUAUGGUAACUGCUACCACUUCUCAGCAGUUCAUCCAGUGCCCAUCUGCAACAGCACCUGGCCAUCUUCCAGCCUCUAAGGACUAACACAAAUCAUCCAUUCUGCAUAAUCUCCUGCCCUCUACGAACACGUAACAGCUCUCCUUUCACCAAUUCAACCGGUCUUUCCAGAUGUCAGUGCUGGACUUGAAAGGACAGGCUUGCACACGCAUAAUUCAAGUUGUUAGUCCUUCAACAAACAGAUAACUAUUCCUAUUUGAAAAGUCAACCGAAGUGUAGAGCAAAAUGAUGUGCUG
This is a messenger RNA of Numida meleagris (helmeted guineafowl), 1627 nucleotides long. It is a transcript of the gene GABARAPL2, whose product is annotated as GABA type A receptor associated protein like 2. The coding region runs from base 216 to 545 and encodes 109 amino acids. Gene Ontology annotation, molecular function: ubiquitin protein ligase binding. The record is from RefSeq and is a predicted model, not a curated record. The transcript has 4 exons. Gene Ontology annotation, cellular component: autophagosome; autophagosome membrane; cytosol. Gene Ontology annotation, biological process: cellular response to nitrogen starvation; autophagosome assembly; macroautophagy. NCBI's taxonomy places the organism in Eukaryota, Metazoa, Chordata, Aves, Galliformes, Numididae.